AUGAAUGGCUCGCUUCGCCUGAUGGUUGUUUUGUCGGUGAUCGCGGCUGAAGCGGGGAUGUCGUUGAGCGUGAGGGCAUUCGAGGAACUGACUUCGGCCUCAAUCUCUGAUGACGGGCUAGUCUCGACGAGGAUGCGUCCAAACUACAACGUGGUUACCGGGUAUCCGACCAAAACCUCAGACUGGCAGCGUUCAUACUUCUACGUGAAGUCGAAUAGGUCGGCAUUUGAGGAACCGCCGAGAUCUAGCUGUCGUGUUUUUUGGAAUGCGGAGAUGGUUGGUCACCCGAAUAUUGCCACCUACCCCGAGGAUUGGAAGACAAGUGCCCGAACCGUUGCGCUGCAGAAACAAGAUUAUUGGGAGAAUUUUACUCGGGAUAGGACUUGCAGAUCUAUUGAUCGAAUCGCCAACAGGGAUUGGAUCUCGGACUCACUCCCUCUUGUUAAUCAGUCGACGACGAAGAGAUUGUCGCUUUUUACUCGAGCCGAGCAGAAAGAAAUUAAUCGAGCUAGAUCCAUGAAGCAAUUACCAGAUCUCAGUCUCAUCGUGGCCGGGAAGUUAGGUACCCAAAAGGGGACUUCUGGGGGUAAGGUUGGUACUUCGGGGCCGGAGACUACUGACACUGUUCCUGUUACCGCCGAGCAAGCACCUACCGGCGGAUUUCAUUGUUAAUGUACUCAAGAUGUAAUCCCAAACAAAACUU
Brassica oleracea var. oleracea is the source of this 703-nucleotide messenger RNA. RefSeq lists its product as uncharacterized. The record is from RefSeq and is a predicted model, not a curated record. NCBI's taxonomy places the organism in Eukaryota, Viridiplantae, Streptophyta, Magnoliopsida, Brassicales, Brassicaceae. Bases 1 to 672 code for a protein of 223 amino acids. The transcript is spliced from 3 exons.